This is a messenger RNA of Hippocampus comes (tiger tail seahorse), 2349 nucleotides long. RefSeq names its product UDP-Gal:betaGlcNAc beta 1,3-galactosyltransferase, polypeptide 2 (gene b3galt2). Bases 519 to 1838 code for a protein of 439 amino acids. Gene Ontology annotation, biological process: protein O-linked glycosylation. The record is from RefSeq and is a predicted model, not a curated record. Gene Ontology annotation, cellular component: Golgi membrane. Gene Ontology annotation, molecular function: N-acetyl-beta-D-glucosaminide beta-(1,3)-galactosyltransferase activity. NCBI's taxonomy places the organism in Eukaryota, Metazoa, Chordata, Actinopteri, Syngnathiformes, Syngnathidae. The transcript is spliced from 2 exons.
GGGGUGGGGGUGGGGGGGAGGUUGAAAACCCCGCAGGCUUGAAGACUGUGGGGAUGGCCGCGGACGAGGACCUGACGCGCCGGUGCUGCUAGCGGUCGAAAGAACUCCUUUUCGGUCCCCCGCGAUGUGGCUGACUCAAGGCUCGCGGCAGGCCGAUUGCAGCCGUCGACAGAAGCGGCAACGACAGGAGGAACAGGAGAUUUCAGAUCGGAGGAAGUGAACCCGGUCGUAUCCUGAAGGAAGCAAGGCGCACAACAUGACUUUCUCAUCUCCAGUUGCAAAUAGAAAUCCCGAAGGUCUCCAGGAGAAAUCUUUGCCUUGUCAGUGCCACCGGGGCCACAUUUGACCUUCACCGCGUGAACGUCCAAAGACUCCAACCGGACAUUGUACUUGAUCCUCCGACUCCAAGCGCACUGACGUUUUGGCAACCACAUGUUUGAGGCCACUCCGUGCGACCGUCGCCGCCCAUUCUCGCGCAGCAGCCGCAGCGGCCCCCCCGCGCAAGCCCGGCCUGCACCAUGCAGUGGAGACGGCGACAUUGCUGUCCCAUCAAGAUGACGUGGACGGCCAAGCGCUCGCUAUUUCGGACCCACGUGGCGGGCCUCCUCUCACUGGCGCUGCUCUUUACCCUCUUUUCCUUUUUCAGCCGCCAGGACUGGCUGCCCGGCCGCAACGGGCCGCGGGAAAACCCGCUGGCCUACACUGUCAGGGGUUUCCGCGGUCCCAGGGGGGAGGCCAACCAGAGCAGCUCCGUUCGGGGCCUUUGGCGGGAGGCCGGUUUUGUAGCGCCGAAGCCUCCGCUCAAUCUUAGCUCCCAGCCGGCGGGAGGGCCGGCCGGAGAGGCGGUUGGCGGAGGGGGGGGCGUCCGAAUGGCCGCGAUGGGACUCGGAGACUCCAUGAGCACCAACAAGAGUUUGCAGAAGGAGCUGGACGCGGGAGGGAAGCUCAGCGCCCAGCCCUACCGCUACAUCCUGAACCAGCCGUUCAAGUGCGGCGACGGCGCCCCCUUCCUCGUCCUGCUCAUCGCCGCCGAGCCGGGCCAGGCCGACGCUCGUCACGCCAUCCGCCGGACGUGGGGCAACGACAGCGUGGCCAUGGGCCUGGGCUUCGUACGGCUCUUCCUGCUCGGCGUCGGAAAGAGCUCCGACGCCUUCCUUCAGAGCGGCAUUGAGGAGGAGAGCCGCGUUUACCAAGACAUCAUCCAGCAAGACUAUCAGGACACGUAUUACAACCUGACCAUCAAAACUUUAAUGGCCAUGAACUGGGUGGCGACGUAUUGCCCGCGCGCCUCCUACGUGAUGAAGACGGACAGCGACAUGUUUGUCAAUACGGAGUAUCUCAUUCAGAAGCUGCUGAAGCCCGAGCUGCCUCCCAAGCGGAGGUACUUCACGGGCUAUCUGAUGAGAGGCUACGCACCGAACCGAAAUAAGGACAGCAAGUGGUACAUGCCGCCGGAGCUGUACCCCAGCGAGCGUUACCCGACCUUCUGCUCCGGCACGGGGUACGUCUUCUCAGGGGACAUGGCGGAACUCAUCUACCAGGCCUCCCUCGGCAUCCGCAGGCUCCACCUGGAGGAUGUGUACGUGGGAAUAUGCCUGGCAAAGUUGCGCAUCGAGCCGACUCCGCCCCCCAACGAAUUCCUCUUCAACCACUGGCGGGUGUCUUAUUCCAGUUGCAAGUACAGCCACCUCAUCACAUCGCAUCAGUUCCACCCAAACGAACUGAUCAAGUACUGGAACCACUUGCAGAGUAACAAGCACGAUGCCUGCAUCAACACGGCAAAGGAAAAGAACGGCAGGUACAGGCAACGAAGGUUCCACGGCGCGCGGCCUCCCUGAUCGCAUCGGGCUGCGUGCAGCCGACGGAGGACGUUUUUGACCUCAGCACAACUCACUGCGUAGGAAAAGUACAUUUGUUUCGUUGGUAUUGUGUACAGUCGAUGCCUCGAACCGUUUUGGUUUCGUUUGGAGAGAAAUGUCAAGUCUUGUAUCCGUACGUACGUCUGCAAGGUGCGAGGACCGACGCAUCGGUGAUAUGGAGCGUGGGCCCCGAUGGUGCACGCUGAAAGUUGAGAGAGAGUAUUCCACACAGAUGCAUCGAGAAUUUAAAAAAAAAAAAAAAAGCUUCAAAAGUCACCGCCGAUGUGUUUACACAGACAAAGGGAAAUGUAUAUGUAUUUUGUUGAAAGUUAUACUACCUAAAUAUGAAUGAAAAUAUCUUUGGCGUUGACCACUUUUCCUGACCUCUUUCUGUGUUUCUGUCAGUUUACGUUCCAGUUCAAAUUCCAAAGCUUUAUCUGCCAUAUCCUGUAUUUUAUCUAAAAAAGAAAUAAACGUGAAAGAACACAAA